AUGGGCGCCUGGCAAGCACCCCCCUUGACCGUCUCUCAGUCCGCAGGUGCCCUUGCCCAGGAGCUUGCAGCCGCCCUGCCUGCCCUGCUUCUGUAUUUGUGCGCGACGCCGCGCCGCAGCUGGAUCCGUGGCUUGGGGCCAAGAACCUCGCCCGAGAGAAGAAGCAACAAAACAAAGGAGCGAGUGCGCAGAUCCGAGUCGUGGGCGCCGCCACCGGGAAAACGGCCGAGUGCCGUCCAAGCCACAGCUGGAAUCAAAUCAGCCCUCACCCAUGUCAUCACGAUGCGAUGAUGUCGUGUGUGGAAUCCAAGGUGCCAGGAUACGGGCCUGCCGAGGGAAAUUGCUCGGGGCCGUCCCCGGAGUCGUCGCUUCCUGGCAUGGGCCUGCACGCAAUUGCUGCACGGGCAUUUUCGGCGGCCUGGCCUUGGCUGCCUGGACUCGGCCCACAAAGAUCUGAUUGAUGCGAGCAGCCCCUCCAACAAAGCCCUGCUUAGCAUUAGCCAACGAGAGAGAAUUCAAUUGAAUCUAUCGAAAUCCCGCUGAGCUCAGCAGCACUGGACGCCCCCAAACCCCUGACAGGCGCAUCGGUGCAAGUGCUGACAAUACAUCGCGUACCUACAUGGCCAAAAUGCAAACCUAGCUCGUUCUGUUUCUGCCUGCGAACCAACCGCCACAACCAACAAAAACUGACCAAUAUCGCCGGCCCCCUAGCCCGUACCAGAAGGCCAAUUACGCUGCGCCGCCCAAGGAGGGUCAAGCCCGACCAACAUCACUGACCCUGACUCUCCAGCAGCAGUGCCCCGGCAAGAGAUCAAGACUCCCACAGACACGCGUGGGCUUGAUUGGCUGCCCUAGCGCCGGGAACAGAUGCCAAAUACCUCACGUCCGUUGGGAGAUGAAGAACACCUUCCCGGCCAGUCGUCAACGAGCUAAACCCAAAAAAAAAAAAAAAAAAAUAAAGGGUCGAGUCACAUUUAGUUGGUAUCUCUGUUGCGGGACUGCUCGCGCUGAGCCGCCUGCUCGCGCUCCUCCCGAUCAGCUAUCAACGCGGCGAUGGCCUGCUGUCGCUGCCGCUGCCCGUCCGUCAUGGAGGCCGGGACGUAGCAGCACGUGUACCAGCCGGGAUAACUGUAGGGGGGCUGCUGCGGAGGCUGUUGCGGUGAGCCCUGUUGCUCUACCGAGUCGCCGCUUCCCGAGGGCUCGGCUGGCUGCACAGGGUUUCCGCCGGACUGUUCCUGGCCGCUCGCCGGAUCGAUGUUCUGGGCGCUCAUUUCAGAAUAAGGCUGUAAACAAGGCUAUAUCUUAUAAUUCUCGUU
This is a messenger RNA of Gaeumannomyces tritici R3-111a-1, 1316 nucleotides long. RefSeq lists its product as hypothetical. The transcript has 2 exons. NCBI's taxonomy places the organism in Eukaryota, Fungi, Ascomycota, Sordariomycetes, Magnaporthales, Magnaporthaceae. The record is from RefSeq and is a predicted model, not a curated record. Bases 1 to 291 code for a protein of 96 amino acids.